AUGCCCACGACCAAGGACAUACAACGAGCUCUGGCUCGCAUCCGGGUGUUUCUGCCCGCCCGCAAGCAAGCGGCCAUGGAACGGCGCAACAUCAAGCUCGGGCUGGAGCGCAUCAGCCGGGUCGUUCCCGACGAGCAGAAAUGGACGGGCGUCCACGUCGGCGGCACAAACGGCAAAGGGUCGAUAUGCGCCCUGCUCGCCGGCAUGUUCAAGCUGUCGGGCAUCAGCCACGGCACGUACGUGUCGCCGGCGCUGCCGGAGCGUCACAACGCCAUCACCAUCAACGGCUCGUACGUGAACAAGCGCAUGUACGAGAUGGAGAUGGAGCACGUGCGGCAGGCUUACGAGCGCGUAGCCACCGGGUGGACGUUUGCGUCGGGCGAGGGCCUGGGCCACCUGACGCCGUUCGAGCUGGAGACGGCCGCCGCGUUCCGGGUGCUCAACAAGAUGAACGUCAAGUACGGCAUCGUCGAGGUGGGCAUGGGCGGCGCGACCGACGCCACCAACGCCAUGCGGGACAAGGCCGUCACCGUCAUCUCCAAGAUCGGCCUCGACCACCAGGAGUACCUGGGCGACACCAUGGGCGAGAUCGCCAGGGUCAAGGCGGGCAUCAUGCGCACCGGCGUGCCGUGCGUCGUCGACGGCACGAACCCCCCGGCCGUGCUGGACGUGCUUCGCGAGCACGCGCACUCGAUCGGGACGGACAUCCACCUGGCGUCGCGGGCGCUGCCGCUGGUGCGGGACGUCGAUCGCCAGAGGUUCCCGCUGCAGGACUACGAGCAGCAGAACCUGCUCUGCGCGCGGCUCGCCUUUGCCAAGCUGUUCCCCCACCUGCACAUCGACGUCAACAAGCUGCUCGCGCUGAAGCCGCAGCUGCCGGGGCGCAUGGAGCGGGUCCGCGUGACGGGGCUGACCGAGGGGGCGCGGGAGGCGCCCAUCCUGGUGGACGGGGCUCACAACGUGCUCGGCGUCGAGGCCUUGGCGGCCUAUGUCGACGGCACCCUCCGCGAGCAGGGCGAGCCCGUGUCCUGGGUCAUGGGGCUCUCGGCGAGCAAGUCGAAGCCCUUUGCCAGGAUGGUGGAGGCGCUGGUCCGGCCCCAGGACAGCCUCGCGUUCGUGGAAUACACCCAGGGACCCAACGACCCGCCGCCCGUGCCGGCGGAGCUCGGUCGCGAGAUCGCGGCCCAGGUCAUCAGGGACGAAUCCCGGCUGUACGGCGGCGAGGCGGCCGACGUGGCCCGGGGGGUGCAGUGGGCAUGCCGCCAGGCGGGCGAGCGUCCGGUGGUGGCGACGGGCAGCCUCUACAUGAUACGCGACCUGUACAGGACGCAAGGGGUGGAGCCGAGCCGAAAGAUCAAGACGAGGCGUCCAGGGAAUUCAAGCGGGCCCGACGACACUGCGUCGCCUCUGGUCCCCGACAAGAUCCGAGAGCUCCAGCGACGGGCCGCCCAUCACAAGACCCAGGCAGCCGGCUACCAGGAGGCGAUCCGGAGCAUCGCCAUCGCCUACACCAACAACGGCAACAACAAUAAUACCAAUGACAACAACAACAACGACAACAACGACAACGACAACAGCAACAACGACAACAACAACAACAGCAGCAACAGCAACAACAAGAAGAAGCAGCCGGCGGCGGGCGCGGACGAGGAGCGGACGAGGAGCGUGGAAGAAUACCAAAGACGGCGCGACGAGCACCUGCGGGCCUACAACCGCGCCAUGUACAGAAUCCGAGGCCGGAUACCCGACCCAGACAGGAAAUACAUCAGCCACCAAGAGAUAUUCGGCGUGCCGGAGAAGCCCGCGCGGCGAAUCUCGGCGCUGCUGCCACGAGAGGCGGAGGAGGCGGGCGACGCUCCUCCCGCGUCGCCGAGCCCAGCCGCCGCGGCCGAGCCGCCGCCAGAAGCCGGCGCUACCUGGUCACGCCGGGCCCGGCCACCGGCGCGGGGGCCCGCAGGCGACGAUGAGUUUUCCAAGGCGAUUAAAUGGCAGCGCCGGCAGUGA
This is a messenger RNA of Ustilaginoidea virens, 2004 nucleotides long. RefSeq lists its product as uncharacterized. Gene Ontology annotation, molecular function: tetrahydrofolylpolyglutamate synthase activity; dihydrofolate synthase activity; ATP binding. Gene Ontology annotation, biological process: folic acid-containing compound biosynthetic process. The coding region runs from base 1 to 2004 and encodes 667 amino acids. Lineage: Eukaryota; Fungi; Ascomycota; Sordariomycetes; Hypocreales; Clavicipitaceae. The record is from RefSeq and is a predicted model, not a curated record. The transcript has 3 exons. Gene Ontology annotation, cellular component: cytoplasm; mitochondrion; cytosol.